Molecule: messenger RNA, 4218 nt
Organism: Ochotona curzoniae (black-lipped pika)
Lineage: Eukaryota; Metazoa; Chordata; Mammalia; Lagomorpha; Ochotonidae
Gene: WDTC1
Product: WD and tetratricopeptide repeats 1
Exons: 16
Coding region: 422-2452 (676 amino acids)
Biological process (GO): negative regulation of fatty acid biosynthetic process
Cellular component (GO): Cul4-RING E3 ubiquitin ligase complex; cytoplasm
Molecular function (GO): protein binding
Source: RefSeq, a predicted model, not a curated record
GGGCUUCUCCUGGGUCCCCAGACAGCUGGAGGAGAUAAACAGUGGAGGAGGAGGGAGGGGAGUGCGUGUGUGAGAGCGCGCGAGGGAGUGUGAGUGUGUGUGAGCGCGGGUGUGAGGCGGUGCGCAGGGGCGGGCGGAGGCGCUGUCCGGCCCCGGCCAGGCGCGGGGCGGGGAGCAUGGGAAGGGGCUAGAGCUGCCUGGGCCCCUCAGCCCCCUUCCCGGGAUCGCGCCCCCACUCCCGGGAGAGGGGCCGGACCCCUGCCGGACGGACAUGGGCUCCUGAAGUUGCGCUGCUGCUGGUUCGGAGAAGAGACCUGACAGAUAGCUAAAUGUGUGUCUUGUGGACCUGGGCUUGGCUGGAAUGCUCAAGGGUCCUGAAGAUUCUUCUGUAAUUUCCUUCUGUUGAAUCCGUUAAGAGAAGAUGGCAAAAGUUAACAUAACUAGAGACCUCAUUCGCAGGCAGGUCAAGGAACGGGGUGCUCUGAGCUUUGAGCGGCGCUACCAUGUCACUGACCCCUUCAUCCGACGGCUAGGCCUGGAAGCAGAGCUGCAGGGUCAUUCAGGCUGUGUCAACUGUUUGGAAUGGAAUGAGAAAGGAGACCUGCUGGCCUCCGGCUCUGAUGACCAGCACACCAUUGUGUGGGACCCACUGCACCACAAGAAGCUGCUCUCCAUGCACACGGGACACACGGCCAACAUCUUCUCUGUCAAGUUCCUGCCUCAUGCUGGAGACCGCAUCUUGAUCACAGGGGCAGCUGACUCCAAAGUGCAUGUCCAUGACCUCACUGUAAAGGAGACCAUCCACAUGUUUGGAGACCACACAAACCGGGUGAAACGCAUUGCCACGGCCCCCAUGUGGCCCAACACAUUCUGGAGUGCUGCUGAGGAUGGACUGAUCCGCCAGUAUGACCUUCGGGAGAACAGCAAACACUCAGAGGUGCUGAUUGACCUGACCGAGUACUGCGGCCAGCUGGUAGAGGCCAAGUGCCUCACGGUCAACCCCCAGGACAACAACUGCCUCGCCGUCGGGGCCAGCGGGCCCUUCGUGAGGCUCUACGACAUCCGCAUGAUCCAUAACCACAGAAAGAGCAUGAAGCAGAGCCCCUCAGCGGGCGUGCACACCUUCUGUGACCGGCAGAAGCCCCUUCCGGAUGGUGCGGCCCAGUAUUACGUGGCAGGUCAUCUGCCAGUGAAGCUGCCCGACUACAAUAACCGUCUGAGAGUACUGGUCGCCACCUAUGUGACCUUCAGCCCCAACGGCACAGAGCUGCUAGUCAACAUGGGCGGGGAGCAGGUCUAUUUGUUUGACUUGACUUACAAGCAGCGGCCAUACACCUUCCUCUUGCCCAGAAAAUGCCAUUCCUCAGGAGAAGUUCAGAAUGGCAAGAUGUCCACCAAUGGAGUGUCCAAUGGUGUGUCCAACGGCCUGCACCUUCACAGUAAUGGCUUUCGGUUGCCGGAGAGUAAAGGAAAUGUCAGCCCCCAAGUAGAACUGCCUCCUUAUCUGGAGCGAGUGAAGCAACAGGCCAAUGAGGCAUUUGCCUGUCAGCAAUGGACCCAGGCCAUUCAGCUCUACAGCAAGGCUGUGCAGAGGGCUCCCCACAAUGCCAUGCUCUACGGAAACCGAGCUGCCGCCUACAUGAAACGCAAGUGGGAUGGUGACCAUUAUGAUGCUCUGAGAGACUGCCUCAAGGCCAUCUCCCUAAACCCAUGCCACCUGAAGGCACACUUCCGCCUGGCCCGCUGUCUCUUUGAGCUCAAGUAUGUGGCCGAGGCCCUGGAGUGCCUGGAUGACUUCAAAGGGAAGUUCCCAGAACAGGCCCAUAGCAGCGCUUGUGAUGCCUUGGGCCGCGACAUCACGGCUGCCCUCUUCUCCAAGAAUGAUGGUGAGGAAAAGAAGGGAGCUGGUGGCGGCCCCGUCCGCCUCCGCAGCUCAAGCCGCAAGGACUCCAUCUCCGAGGAUGAGAUGGUGCUGCGGGAGAGAAGCUAUGACUACCAGUUCCGCUACUGUGGCCACUGCAACACCACCACGGACAUCAAGGAGGCCAAUUUCUUCGGCAGUAAUGCUCAGUACAUCGUCAGUGGCUCUGAUGACGGCUCCUUCUUCAUCUGGGAAAAGGAGACCACCAACCUAGUCCGCGUGCUCCAGGGGGAUGAGUCCAUUGUCAACUGCCUGCAGCCACACCCGAGCUACUGCUUCCUGGCCACCAGCGGCAUCGACCCUGUUGUCCGGCUCUGGAAUCCCCGACCAGAGAGCGAAGACCUCACGGGCCGCGUGGUGGAGGACAUGGAGGGCGCCUCUCAGGCCAACCAGCGGCGCAUGAACGCAGACCCUCUGGAGGUGAUGCUGCUCAACAUGGGCUACCGGAUCACAGGCCUCAGCAGCGGGGGCGCUGGGGCCUCUGACGAUGAGGACAGCUCAGAGGGUCAGGUGCAGUGCCGGCCCAGCUAGACGCUCCUGACCCCACUCCCCAGGCCUGCUACUGACUGUGCCCUGUGCCCUGGGCAUGAGGUCAGGGGAUCUCGUUUUGGUUUGUCUCCCUUCCCCCUUCCCCACGCCCCCACCAUUUUUUUCCCUUCCUUUCCCCUAUUUUGUUUUGUUAGUUUGGCACUGGGGGUGGGGGUGCUACAACUUGCCGGCUUUCAGACUCUUGGGUUGAUUGUGCCUGAACUGUCCCCAGCUCUGAGCAAAAGAGCGGGAGGGGAUGCCCCUCCAGAAACCCCCCAUCUCCUGCUCCCACCUCCCUGGAGGGCUCUGGCCGGCCUCCGACCCCUUCUGCCUCAGGUGGCAAGGGCUGGAGCUGCCUUCCAAACUGCCCUGGCUUCCAGUUGCAAGCAGGAAAGGGCAUGGAAUUCCCAGUGGGUAAGGGCUAGCCCUGGCCUGUGGUGCCUGCUGCCCUCUGUGGUCUCCAGGGAAGGUUUGGACAAAGGAUGAGCUCCAACCCUCCCUCCUGAGCCUCAGCGUUGGACCCAAGCAUGGGGAAGAAGGGAGCCCGGGUCUGGAGCCUGUUCUGCCUGACCACCUCCUGGGGCUUUGUCCUUCCUAUGGGCCCUGGCAGAGAGUGGGGCAUCGCACCACACCCAGCCCACCAGUGCCAGCCCUUCCACACGCGGGCAGCCCCUCUCCUCCUGGGCGCUCCUCGGCCUCACUGUGACCUUUCUGCCGGAGCUCCCAGUCGGGCCCUCUGCUGAGGUGGCACUUCCUGCCAAGGGCCCGCUCUGCCCUUUCUGCCCUCCUUCCCACCCCACACGCUGAGCUGAGCCUGAGCCGCCACAAAGACCAAAGAAGUGAUGGCUUUUCUCAGCCCCCUGCUGCUCUGGGGGGAGGGGGGUGGCAGACAGGCAAGUUCCUGGCCCAACCUUCCCUGCUCAGCAGCCCAAGCUUUACACUGGACAACGCAGCAGCCCCACCGCGCACCAAGCCGCUCGCAGGCCCCUUGGCUCUGCGUUCCCAGCUGCUCCGGGAGCCGGGCCUGCCUGCCUCGGCUCUCCCACCCCUCCGUGCUUACUUGGCUCCAGCCCUCCAGCUGCAGCCUCUGGGGAGAAGCAGCCUCCCUUCUUCCCUCCCACCUCCCCCACCCGCCCUCCUCUCCUUCCUCCGCCCGGUCUCUGCCAGGUGCCUCCUCUCAGUCAGGCUUCAGAGCGGCCCUGGAGACAGGAGGGCCAUGUUAAAAGCUUUUUCACAGUUUUAAGAAGACAAGGGGGGUGAGGAGACUGGUGGGGGGUCUGGCUCCAUCUCAUUGCUUUAAUCCCAGCCACACAGGUGGCAGCUUCCCCCUCUCUCUCCCCACCCCAGUCCCUCUUGCCACCCCUCUCCUCUCCCCUCUAGCUUGGUAAUGAAGUAUAUUUAUUGGUGAAGGAAACAGCUGCUGCUGCUUCUCCUGCUGCUGGGACUCACUCCCCAUCUCUUCUCCACGACCUUUUUCUCUCUGGGGGGGAAGGGGAGCAGAAAUAUUGGGGCUGGGGGCCAAGGAUGGCCAGGGCCCUUAGCUUACUGUGUUCAGCGCCACCACCAUUGCUGCCACCGCCGCCAUUUCCUCCCUCCUCCCCAUGCCACCCGCUGCCCGUCCCCUGCCUGCCCAGCCUGGGCCCUGCAGUGUGGAGAGACACUUAAGCCUUACUGUCCUCCGGGGCAGGAGCUGAGCCUUUUUUUUUUUUUUUUUGCUCCGCUCCCAGGAAAGUGAGGGUGAUGCAAUUGAUUAAAAUCAUUUUGUUCUA